AUGGAUGCUGCGCGAACCCUCAAAAAUUCCGAGUUCGACCUCACGAAGGCCAGGGAGGACUUAAAGGAGGUAACCAGAGCCAAGGAUAGUGCUGAGGUAGGCUUGACUGGUGCCCAAAAACAGGUCGAGGAGCAGACGAGGUGCCUAUUUGCUGUCGAGGAGCAAUUGGAGAUUGCCAAGGAGCAGAUCAGUGAUUUAAAGAAGAAACUGAUCGAAGCAGAUAAUGCUAAGGGCGUGGCAGAAUUUGCCAGGGAUGAAGCCGUGAGGGCCAAGACAGAGGCUGAGUUUACCAGGACUAAGACCGAGACUGCUAAGGACAAGGCCGAGGAGGAGGGCUGUGAGGCGGGGGUGGCUGAAACCCAGGCCCUCCUUAAAUCUCAAAUCCCUGGAGUAGCAGUAGCUCAGGAAGCUGUACUCAGAUCUGGAGUAUGUGGUCCCAGGUUUCGAGCUAGGGUGGAAGCUUCGUCCGAUUUGUGGAAGGCAGAGAGCGUAUUUUAUCCUGCAGCCAUCCGUGAGACUGCCUCCGCCAGCUCCGAGACUAUAAGCGUUCCAAAGGAGGUUGAGGCUGCUCAGUCAGAAGCUACUCAGAUCAUGGUCGUUCCUAGCGAGUCGACUGAGGGAGGAGAGCCUCAUGAGGUGGCAGAAGCACUUGGAGGUCUGAAUCCCGAGAUACCUCAAGAGGCUGCCAAGUCUAUGGUCAGUGCUCAGAUCUCUGGUGCCGAGGAGCCAGCCAUAUUUGUUCAGUCCCUUCAGGCCAUUCCCCUUACUGAUGUCCCCAAGGGCACCGAGGCUGAUCCUGCUCAACCUUCCCAAGAAGGGGAUGCCUCCCAGGACCCCGAGGCUAAUCCUGCUCAGCCUUCCUAG
This is a messenger RNA of Quercus lobata, 864 nucleotides long. RefSeq lists its product as uncharacterized. NCBI's taxonomy places the organism in Eukaryota, Viridiplantae, Streptophyta, Magnoliopsida, Fagales, Fagaceae. Bases 1 to 864 code for a protein of 287 amino acids. The record is from RefSeq and is a predicted model, not a curated record. The transcript is spliced from 2 exons.